Molecule: messenger RNA, 3369 nt
Organism: Formica exsecta
Lineage: Eukaryota; Metazoa; Arthropoda; Insecta; Hymenoptera; Formicidae
Gene: Mitofilin
Product: MICOS complex subunit Mic60
Exons: 15
Coding region: 91-2283 (730 amino acids)
Biological process (GO): cristae formation
Cellular component (GO): MICOS complex
Source: RefSeq, a predicted model, not a curated record
CGCAAGUUCCGUCUGAUCGGCUGUGACCAGCUGUUUUGCGCCGUCGUUCCCUUUCUCCCCCGCCUGGCUGACUGACCGGCCACCCGAAAGAUGUUCCGAAUUGGAUUAAAAUUUCCGUGCAACGGUCUAACACGGGUCAAAAAACACGGCUGCUCCAGGUUACACUUGAUAGCCAGGUACCAUGAGUCGCGAACACGCGUCAAAUACGAACCGGACGGAAGGCUAUGCAAGGAUAUCAGAUUUAUAUCCAGGUUUACUGGACCUAAGUAUUCGACCGCACCGCCAAAAAGUGAGAAAAGUCGAGGAUCAGGAACAUUGAUAACUUUAGGAGCUGUAACAAUAGGUACUUUAGGAAUAUUAACAUAUGCAAAGCAAGAUCCGGAAGUUCGAGCUACUCUUGAAGGAUGGAUUCCUGGCACAGAUAAAGCUAUUCGAAUUAUCUUCCAGGAGGAAUCUAGCUAUUUCGACUUUGUACUUACAUUCUUCAAAACAUUGAAGCAAACGAUAUUGGACUUGUUCAUCAAGGAAACAUCAAAACCAGAACCAGCACCCAAGCCAGUUUUUAAACCACUAGUCGAGAAGAAGGAAGCGCCUAUUAACGAGAAUUAUGCCGAAAUUCGUGUUAGUAAAGAGAAGGGUGAAAAAGUAGACGUUGUGGUUGAAAAACCAACGCCUUCCAAAACUGUACCCGAAGAGUUGAUGCCACAAAAUCUUGUCGAGCUAGAAACGUACUGCGGUGAAGCCGCCGCUAAGGCUAUCGAGGCCUAUCGUAAGGCGGUAUGCGCACUUCAAGACUACAAUCAGGAUAUCGUCAAAGUCAUUGAGAGUGCUGGCACUACGAUAAGCGGGACCGUUUGGCAAAGGUUAAAGGAGGCGACGGAAAAGAGAAAAGAGAUGGUACAGCAAGCGGAGGAACAUGCGAAAGAUGCGUUGAAUUCGCUUAAGCGCAUGUACAAUUUAAUUGAUGAAUCAGUGCUCCAAGCGCCCGCGCAUAUGAAAACAGCCGCGAGACGGAACGUUAGAAAAAUUAUGGACGAUGUGGACGAGGCUAAAAGGAAGUACACCGAAGAGCUGCAUAGCAGUAACCUUACCGAGCGCUAUUGGAAGCAAAUUAAGACGGCGCGGGAAGAUUUUAACGAAGAAUUGCAAAUUCUGUUUCCCAAUAUAAAUAUUCAUGACAAGAAAUUGUCUGUCAGUGAAGAAGCCUUCGAUUUAUUCGUCCUGCAUAUGUAUCACAAAGUUAACAACCUGCAGAAAGAGCUGGAGAAAUUAAGGACAAUCAGCGAAGCUAAAGUGAAGACGGCAUUGAGGUCGACGGGUGAAGAUGCGACUCAAGAAAAGUUGGACGCGAUAAUCUGCCUCGCAGUUAACCAGGAGAAGCUCGAGCUUCAAGACAAACACGCGAAAGAGCUGCUGGCGGAGCAGAAGAAACUGGACGAUGAGAUGCGGCGGCAGCUGAAAUUGCAGUCGGAGAUACACGCCGAUCAUCUUCGAGAGGCACUUUUGGUCAAAGAGCAGGAAACGCAAAGGAUGCUGCAGCGCGGUUUCACCGAGAAAGCCGACGCCGACUCCAUAAAGCACAAGACACAGCUCGCGGCGAUGACGGGAAGGUUACAUGCUCUCACAGCGGCUCUUAAAGCUCGGAUGGAAGAGGAAAAAGGUGCGUCAAACGCACAGAUCCUUUGGUCGGCCUGUCAAGCCUUGGCUAGAGCAAUGAAAACCGCGUCACCGGAUGUGACGAUCAGACCAUUGGAACCUGAAAUUAAGGCUAUCUCCAAAGCAGCAUCGAAGGAAGAUCCUCUGGUGUGCGCCGCUAUCCAGAGCAUUCCCGAGGAGGCGGCCAAGAGAGGAGUAUUCCCGGAGGAUGUCCUUCGCGUGAGAUUCCUCAAGGUAGAAAGCGUGGCUAGGAGAUUAGCUAUGGUGCCUGAGGAGGGUGCAGCACUGCCUAUAUAUCUUCUUAGCUAUCUUCAAAGUUUCCUGAUCAUCAAAACGGCCAAUCCAAUCCCGAAGAAGGAGCUCGAAAACGAGCCAAUCGAUGUAAACUCUUUGAAUACGUACGACAUCCUUCAACGUGCCAGAUACUGGUUGGAUCGCGGCGAUUUUAAGAUGACUCUGAGAUACAUGAAUCUGCUCAAGGGUGCGCCGAGAAGCAUCGCCAGAGACUGGAUGAACGAGACCAGGAUCCUGCUGGAGACGCAGCAGGCGAUCAACACCCUACUGGCGUACGCAGGUGCGAUCGGUCUCGUAUAUCUCGGCGCUGGAGAUUCGCCCAAGCAGAAGUAAAGGCGGACAGAGAACCACAGAAGAGAGGCUGUCCCGAACCACACACACGAGGGAAUGUCUAUAGAGGAACGGGGCGGGGGUGACAGAGGAGAAUAGGGAGAGACAGAUGGCACCGACGACGAACUGAAGGGAAACGAGAACGGAAGGAUGAACGCGGGGAGAAAUCGCUGCCAGCCUUGUAUAGUCACAGAAAUGUCUUUUCUAGCAAUUAAAAUAUAGGAAUAUAUAUAUUGUGUGCCGAGAGAGGUAAUGCAGACAGUGAAACACUUUUCUUUGCCAGUCCUCGAGGACUCCCAUCCUUGUACGGAAAUGUACUUUCGCGCGCUUUGAAUUUUUCAACGAGAUUCAAAUUUUAUGUAUGAAACGUACGCGAAGAUUUUAAAUACUUGUCGGAUAUAUAGAUUUCGAGCGAGCUGUUGAAUGGAAUACGAACGUUGUAGUGAAUACGAAAUCACUUAUCUGAUAAUAUAUUUUGCUUCGAUAAAUACUUUUUUGCUUGAUUAUAUAUAUAAGAAGAAACCACUUCCCUUAUAUUGAUUGAGAGAAGAAUAUAAAGAAAAAGUUUAUUUUUAUUUUUGCAUACCACUAUUCCACCCAACAGCUCGAAUCGUGUGUGAUGAGGGUACAGAAAGUUACCGAAUACAGUGUAAAUAUCGAACACGAUCGUACUUCUAAAGAGACGACGGUAUAAGAAAGCAUUUAAGCGCGUCCCACAUUUAUUACAACGUGAAAAUACAAAGUCCCGGAUGUUUUUAAAUUAUUAUUUUCGCGUUUAAUCAUGCCUGUAACUUUGAUAAUCACGUUCGAUGGCGGCGGGCGUGUUUUGAGCUCUCCUUGUCCUGAUCCAUCCAUCCAUCCAUCUAUCUACCCAUCCAUCCAUCCAUCUCUAUCGAGAGUACCUUUUACUUUAUAACCGGAUAUUACUCUCCCGCGCACCGAACUCCCGUCGCGAAUCACAUCGAUCGUUCGCGUGCCGUUACCUCGUCUUUCGCCUCUCACACGAAAACCUUGGCGAUUUCGCACGGGACGGGGAAGCGUGCUAGGAAUCAUUGUAAAAAUUGGAAAUAAAGUUGUUUCCUGACGUAA